Dendroctonus ponderosae (mountain pine beetle) is the source of this 2088-nucleotide messenger RNA. RefSeq lists its product as uncharacterized. NCBI's taxonomy places the organism in Eukaryota, Metazoa, Arthropoda, Insecta, Coleoptera, Curculionidae. The record is from RefSeq and is a predicted model, not a curated record.
UACGAAUUCGCUCAACUGGAAGAAAGCCUAUGGAGUGCCGUGCGAGAAGCUGCUGGAAGUGAAUAUAUCAGCGACAAAGCGCAACUAUCUGACGUGAACUUGCUCAAAGAGUUCCAGACAUUUGGAGACCGCAUUCACAAGCUGUACCCGAACGAUCUGACUGAUGGUCUGGAGACGUUGGACUCAGUUUGGGUCUAUCAGCUAGCCUUAGCUGAUUUGCGUGGCAUAUUCGCUCUCUACGAAUCGUUCCGAAGAUUCCAGAAGCAGCAGACUGGCGCUGGACGCGUGGCUUCGCCCAAACAGGCCUGGCUAGAUUUAACCGAAUCGAUUUUAAACGACCCGCAAAAUGCCGUGGAAGAAGGACUAGCCAAAAUCAACGAAAUCAGACAGAACAAUCUGUUUCAGUCGGUGGCUAAGGAAGUUGAAGGCGACAUGAUGUGCAACAUCAAACAAAGCCCGCAACAAGUCCUUUACAGCCUUUACGAAGCCAUUGCCCUCACAGAACUGAAGGGCCAUGCAAUGAUUCAGUUUUCGUACAUGCUACUCAGAUUGUACGGCAAAGGCAAUUUCACCAAGGAAUCGCAGCACAGCCGCGAGAGGUUCCAGGAAAGAACCAACAAUGCGGUCGAAUCAGUAAAAAGAGCCAUGCAAAAGGUGUCGCGGGAAUUGUGGAAAUGUGACCCGAAAAAGCACGUGAAAGGGGAAACGUACGAAGAAAUUACCAAUCUGCUGCAAGGCUACGUGCAAAAUGAAGUCGACUUGAAUCCUGAUGGAACGUGCAGCGAAAAUUGUGCAGAAUACACCUAUACCAAGAGCCAUGGAUGUUAUCAGAAUCUCUACUGCAGGCAGCAGAGAAGCUGCAGCGGAAAAAUUAUCGACUGUCGAUUCUUCGACUCGGACAUGUGGAUAUGUAAUGCUAAUCCCCUCAGUGGCAGACGUUACGAGUACAUUGAGUACGAGAACGGAAGAGUCCUAGGAAGGAAGCAAGGCUGCGCAAGAGGAACCACCAAAGUGGACAGCUGGUGGCGAUGGCUUUUCUGGCACUGUUCUUACUGCUUUUGUCUGUGCGACGAACAAGGCCCGAUGUCCGAUCGCUAUUUCAACAUGCGAUCGGCCAUUUCGGACAUCCAAAACAACAAAAUUAUCACCGGACUGCGUUUCGUCAAAAAGAACCGCGUUAUUCAUCUGCAAAUCCAGGAAGGCGAAUUGUUACCGCGAUUGGGCAUCAAUGCGAGUAGCGUGGCCUGGAAGCCGGUGGAAGACUACAAGAUAACGGACAGGAAGAUUUUCAAUGGCCAAGACUAUCAUACGUUAACUUGGGAGAAACGCCGCAUUGAUCUGGACGACCUGGAGGCCGAUGAUGGGAAUGUCCUAACAGGGGUGCGCUUUAAGGAAAUCGGGUCGCAUUUGAACUUUGAGAUCUACACGACGAGAUUUAACUUCGAGACCGGCAAACUGACGCCCGAGUUGAGCAAAUGGCUGGACAAUCCAAACACCGAUGUGUCCCAACCCAAACCCAGGACAAAGAUUCGCUUGAAUCAUCCGGACRUCCCAACCAGAUCGGUCAAUCCUUCUAUUCCAACAUCCCACUCAGACCAAUACAUCGAAUUCACUCACACCGACAUUGAUAGGGAUGCAGCUCAGACCACGGUGCCAUAUUUGGAUGCUCAGAAACUGGAAUCAUUAGAACCGGUCCCAUUGUCCGGCGCUGGCAUAUUCCAUAAAGGACGUGACUUUUUCGGCGGUUUUCUAGCCCCCAAGAUAUUCACCUACGACGUUACCAAACAUAUGCAGGCUGCUUUUCCAACGGAAGGGGUCAAUUGAUAAAGUGUACCGGAAAUAGUAUUAAGACAAAGUAUUACGAUCAAUUUAGAAUUAGUGCGACUGUCUUUUAAGUUUGAUUUGAUAAUCAGACAAAAUCUAGGGUUUUUGUUAUCGAAAGAUAUCCGAAGGAUGGACACACAUCUGUCGAUAGUAAAAAGGUAGCAAAUUACUUCAAGAACCCAUGUUGAGGAGGGUCUUGCAACCGAAAUCUUUCAUUGUUCUAUGUAAUUGUGACUGAAUUAUUAAACGUAAUGAUAGAAAAUA